Oikopleura dioica is the source of this 2571-nucleotide messenger RNA. Lineage: Eukaryota; Metazoa; Chordata; Appendicularia; Copelata; Oikopleuridae. The record is from the annotation of a GenBank genome assembly.
AUGUCGGACACGAGUCUCCCCUCAGGUCCGUUACCGGACGAGACAAACGAAGAAGUACAAGAUGAGCUACUUGAGCAGACGAAUGAAAAAUCGCAGCAAAGUACCCAUCGAUCUGACAAUUCCCUGGUUCGGGAAAUUAGAGCGGUUCAAACUCAAAUCGCAGCGCAAGAAACUCUUGACAUGAUCGAGCAGAGUGGAGUGGCCGAGAAUGAUUCAGCUGAAGCCCCAUCGCUAGAGAAACCGUCAGAGAAAAAUGAAACAUCGAAAGAGAAAAGUCCAUCCUUGCCAGUGGAAACUCUUGACAACCUUGAAGAUGAUUCUACCGACGGAGAUUUUCAUCAACUUCCACAGAGACCAAACUCCGAGCAAGCAAAAGCGAAUUGCUCGCAAGAAUCCAAAGGCAGCAACAUCCAAGUUAUUGACCAAACUGCAGCUUCAAAAGAAACUGACAUAAAUAUCGUCUCCCAAGCCACAUCCCCUCAAACUUCCCAAGUCGAAGUCCUUUUCGAUCGAAACGACCCUCAAUCGGAGCAAUCUACAAAGCUAAAAAUCCGGGAACUCGAUAGUGAUAAUACAAGAUCGUCAAACUCUUCAAAAGCUUCAAGUCGGGCGGACUCAAUCAGCGCUCGUGUUCAGUCUGCGUUGAAGUCUCAAUUGACGCCAACUCAUUUGGGAAUUUCGGCCGCCGACUCAAUCGAAGUCAAAUCAGUUUCUUCGACAACCUCAUCGAAAUACGCGACUGAAGUGGAUAGAUUUCAGCGAAGCUCAAUUUGGAAAUUUGUCAAGCAAUACAUGACCGAAGACCAGCAGAAAAAGAUGAUGAGUGAUAUGAGCUCCUCCUCUGGCGGUUCUCUGCAAACGCGCUCCAAGACCCUUCACUCGGUCAACACAACUGGAAAGUCUGGCCUUUCCGAGCAGCGUUUCGUUGAUGGAAUCUACUUCUCCCCAAUGGGCAGUCAUAAAUCUUCAACUCCAGACCAUUCCCUUAUCUCUGGCUGGAAAAACACUGAAUCAGAGUCGGACGAGCGAUUUGGCUCAUUUAUGCCAAACUCGAAAUCCCCCGAUUCGAUGAAAAGCUCUCCUGCUCUUGCAAAGCCAAAACUAAACGAAACUCUGACAGAGGAAAAAGACUUUGACUCGACCCUUGAAGAAGGUGAAAUUCGUGAAACUCUUCUUGAAAUGACUGAAGAAACUCCAGCUGUGCCCGUCAAUGAUUUCGAAAGAAAGGAGGAAUCGAUUAGGCGAGAGCUGGAAAUGGAGCAGAAAGCGCUCAGAAACUCGGAAAUCGUUGAUGAUUCUCAAGCCACGGUAACAAGUCAAAUGCGUUCUGAAGACAAGUAUCCGCCGGCAUUUCCUCAAGAAGCAUUUGGAACUGCUGAGAGGGACUCCAACGAGCUUUCAGCUUUUUACAAGAAAGAAAAGGAGCAUGCCGAUCUAAGACCGCUAGAAUCUUCUAUUUCUGUCAAUUCCAGCACCAUCAAUGCUCCACAAUCAACUCGGAUCAAAGUUUCUCCACUCAAACUCGAAACCACAAAUCAACCAGCUACUGAAUCCAUUUUCAUCCGUGACGAGCCAACGCCUCAUGAUUCUGUCAGAGUUCUCGACAAGUCGGCGUUGAGCCAAGCAUCGUCAAUCUUAGAGUGGUAUCCGAAGAGCAUGAGAGAGUUCAAAGCACUCCCGAAAGAUAAAAAGCUUCAAUUUAUUGCUCUGCUGAAGAAGGGCACAUCGAGAAGGCGAAACGCUUCUUCCUCUUCCUCUGCUUCUCUUUUCAGCGAAGUGGGAAGACCAAACCAGCAACUUGCUCCAUCACCGAGUGCUGAGAGAAAACUUGAUCGACAAAAUCAACAAGGAGGAUCUGAAAUCAAUGAGGAGAGAAUGACAGAGAAAAUCCUUUCCUCUCUGGAAACGAAUAUCCGGACAACGAUUCAAGCAGAAAUAGCUAAAAUCAAACCCGCAAUCCGAGAAGAGCCCCAAGAGACCACAAUGUUCGAGCGACCAAGAGUCCAGAAAACUGAAGAAAAAGAAAACUGGCGUCGCAUUUUCCAAGAAUCACCGAAAUUGACUCCAAGAGAGAUCUUCUCCGAGAACGCCUCGCUGAGAAGCCUACCUCCUCGACCAAGAGUUGAAGACAUCGAAGCUGAAAUUGAAGAUUUCAAAAUUAAAGAAAAAAUCGUGGACGAAGUGAGGAUCUGCAAAGCUGCGCUGACGGAGAAGAAGGCGCCAGAACCAGAGGAUGGAGAAAUGGUCUCUUUCUGUGGACAAGUUGAUGAAAAUGAAAUAAUCAGAUCAAUGAAGGACUUGCACAAGAGACUCUGCAACGGCGAGUCGCCAGAACGAAACGGAAAAGCCAGCUCUGGAACUCAAACGAGAGAGGACCCAGUCAAGAAAUCAAGUGCCUGGUACUGUCCCGUCUACACAGGAAGAAAAGUGCCAAUCGAUCGCAACGCGCUAGACUCGACCAAGCGCCUCGCCGAAAAUGCAUGGCAGCGCGCAUCGCUUCAAGAAGCUGUUUUGAUUCAUAAACAAGAGUUUAUCUCAAGGAACGCGUUUUGCAAAAAAAUAGACAGAUAA